AUGGCCACACAAUAUCUUGCCGAUCGCAAUGGUUGGCUAUCGUUCCGAAGCAGCACGCCUGUCUUGUACAUCACAGCAGAGGACGACGAGUUUGACCUCGAAACCAUGAAGGCAUGGCGCGACGAGGGUUUCAUUGUCAAAUACAUUCCAUUUGGCAAAGGCGGAAAGCAAUACGUGAAUACGCUGUAUAAACUGGGCGAUGGAAUGGGCAUUGGCGAGCGCUAUGCGAUCCCCACUGCAGCCUUUGGCGACGCAGCAGCCGUAUGUCUAGAUGUCUACUCAGAGCCAAAAACAGCGACAUCAAAACUAUGUUCGCUUGUCGCAUACUACCCCUCUUCCAUCCCAGAUACACGGCAUCGCUUCACCUCGUCUUUUCGCGUACUGGUCCACCUUGCAGAGGGUACAAAAGGCCAUGAGGAAGUAGUAGGCGUUACACGCAGGCCAGAAGUCCUCGGUAUACAAGGGAAGCGCAAGACAGUACGCAAGCGCGUCACACCUGGCAUAGGUGCAGGAGGACUCCAGGACAAGAUCGUCUACCCGUGUUACACGUACGAAGAUGUAGACGCCGGCUUCGCGGAACACGAUCUCGACGCAUACGACGCCGUCGCCGACGCCAUAGCGUGGAGCCGCAGCCUCAGCACCGUCCGCCGCGGCUUCAGCGCCGAAGUCGACCUCGAGCGCGUCUGGGAAGAAAACGAAGAACAACGAUACCGCGGCAAAAACGUCGACAAACUCUUAGACACCUACGUCAAAUCCCCAACCCCCUUUCUCAACUUCACCCCAACUCUAACCGGCGCCCACGGCCGCCCAGACCUCCACCGCUUCUACAAAGACUUCUUCCUCAAACACGCACCACCCACCACACACAUGCGCCUCGUCUCCCGCACCAUCGGCACCGACCGCAUCGUCGACGAACUCUACCUCCAAUUCAAGCACACCUGUCCGAUGCCGUGGAUCCUGCCCGGCGUUGCCCCGACUAACCAAAAAGUCGAAAUCGUCCUGGUCAGCAUUGUCGCGUUUCGCGCGGGUAAGGUGUGGUGUGAGCGUGUGUAUUGGGAUCAGGCUAGUGUUUUGUUCCAGGUUGGGUUGCUGGAUCCCGAGGAGGUGCCGGAGGAGGCGCGGAAGGGUGGGCUCGAGAUGUUGCCGGUCAGCGGGAGUGAGGCGGCGAGGAAGGUUAUGGAUGAUGAGAGCGAGGAGGCGAAUGACAUGAUUGAUGAUUGGUGA
This is a messenger RNA of Plenodomus lingam JN3, 1224 nucleotides long. The record is from RefSeq and is a predicted model, not a curated record. Lineage: Eukaryota; Fungi; Ascomycota; Dothideomycetes; Pleosporales; Leptosphaeriaceae.